AUGCUGCCGCACAUGCCACCGGACAGGCCCGGCUACUCGUGGAAGGCGGCCAGGGCGAGGAUCCCGCCGUACAGGCAGAUGGCACACACAGCCCGCAGCCCGAGGUUUCUGGUGCCGCUGGCAAUGGUCACGGCCGUCGUGCUGCUAUGGCGCUCCAUGGGAACCGCCGCCAGCGAGGUGCAGAGGUUCUACUGCUUCGGCCCCUCCAAACCCCCCAUGCGCAUGACGCCCAACGAGAACGAGGAGUGGUACGGCCACCUCACCACCCCCGUCAUCUUCAACCACCGCAAAGCCAUCGACAUCAACAGCACCGACAUCCAGCACGUCAACCUCGACCCAAUCAAGUCGACCACGGACGCUGCGCGCAACAGGGAGAAGAUCUUGAUCUUGACACCGCUGCGCGAUGCCUCCUACUACCUCGCCAAGUACUUCGACCUCCUCACCCAGCUCACCUACCCGCACGACCUGAUCGACCUGGCCUUUCUAGUCGGCGACACCACCGAUGACACCCUGGCAGCCCUGGCCAUGGAGCUGGAGAGGAUCCAGAACAACCCGGACAUCGCCUUCAGGUCGACCAUGAUUGUGGAGAAGAGCUUUGGCGUCACGACCGGGCAGAGCGUCGAGGAAAGACACGGCUUUGCUGCCCAGGGGCCGCGGAGAAAGGCCAUGGGCAAGGCGAGGAACUACCUGCUUUCGACAGCCCUGAAGCCCGACCACAGCUGGGUGUACUGGAGGGACGUGGACAUCGUGGAGAAUCCACCCAACAUCAUCGAGGACUUUGUCAUGCAUGACAGAGAUGUCCUCGUGCCUAACAUCUGGUUCCACAGGUACAAAGAAGAGAAUGGCAAAAUGGUCGACAUCGAAGGCCGCUUUGACUACAACUCCUGGCAGGAAUCCCCCGAUGCCCUCAAACUCGCCUCCACGCUCGACAAAGACGUCGUGCUUGCCGAAGGCUACAAAGAGUACAAAACCAACCGCAUCUACAUGGCCAAGAUGGGCGACCGACACGCCGACCCGCACGAGGAGAUUCCGCUCGACGGCAUCGGCGGCGUCAACAUUGUCGUCAAAGCCGACGUCCACCGCUCCGGCAUCAACUUCCCCGCAUACGCAUUCGAGAACCAGGCCGAGACGGAGGGUUUCGCCAAAAUGGCGAAGCGCGCUGGCUACGGCGUCUACGGACUGCCCAACUAUGUCGUCUGGCACAUUGACACGGACGAGAAGCCUGGCAAUGCUUGA
Molecule: messenger RNA, 1236 nt
Organism: Ascochyta rabiei
Lineage: Eukaryota; Fungi; Ascomycota; Dothideomycetes; Pleosporales; Didymellaceae
Exons: 4
Coding region: 1-1236 (411 amino acids)
Biological process (GO): protein N-linked glycosylation; cell wall mannoprotein biosynthetic process
Cellular component (GO): mannan polymerase complex
Molecular function (GO): alpha-1,6-mannosyltransferase activity
Source: RefSeq, a predicted model, not a curated record